Micropterus salmoides (largemouth bass) is the source of this 2626-nucleotide messenger RNA. RefSeq lists its product as uncharacterized. The record is from RefSeq and is a predicted model, not a curated record. The transcript has 6 exons. Lineage: Eukaryota; Metazoa; Chordata; Actinopteri; Centrarchiformes; Centrarchidae. Bases 407 to 2353 code for a protein of 648 amino acids.
GUUUUUGAAACUCCAGAUCCGCCUUGAACAUAGCUCCAAUUCAGAUACCUGAGAACUUAUUCCCUAGGUGUUACCUUUCAGGGAGACAUGUCCCCAAACUGUGUCCCACCGCUGUAGCAGUCAAAUUGUCAAUUUGUAUUGACUGGUUGAUUUAGGUUUGAGACCACGGUUGGGGUCCAAGGCUGCACCUUGAUUAUUUGGCAUCAGCAGGACCGGCACACCCUGAGAGAGAUGUGCCUGAGAGACUACGCUCAGGGCUGAAAUAUCAGGAAACGGUAAUAGUCAGGAAGUGUUGCUGUGGAUCGAGUACGAGGAAAGGUUAGGCUACACAUUUAUUUUGCUUCACAGCCCAGCCUACUGUUUCAUUGAACGUUAAAGCAAUCUCAGCAGCCCCUGCUGUUCAGCAAUGCCUCUUUUUCGGGCUGUGGGUAAACGUGGGGCGAAGGCUCAGCCCGGGCGAAGGAGGAUGAGGAAUACGGAGUGGAUGGGGGGCUGCGGGAAGACAGAUGAGGAUGGCUGUGUCCUGUCCUUGACACGGCUGUGUCUGCUGAGCCUUGCUGACAACAUGAAGGAAGUGUGGGUGAAAGACUAUGCCGACAAGUACCUGGAUCAUUACUCCUUCAGACACAUCAUGGGGCCUUUCAACUUACUGCCGGGUGAGCUGGUUGAGGAGCUGACUUGGCUGCUAUGCACCAGAAAGCAGUUGUCCCGGGCAGCCCUCCACCUCCUACUAGUCCCCCAACUCCGUGGCCUGUCUCUGGAAAGGUGUUCUAGUCUGGUGUCCUCUGCUCUCUGUUUCUACAUUGCUGCACGUUGCCAGGGUCUAUGGAGUCUGGACCUAUCUGGGGCCCAGCAGCUGCCUUCAAAGGCCCUGUCUGAAACGCUCUGCUGUCUACCUGCCCUGCGCUCGCUCUCCCUUGCUGGUACACCUUGUGACAGAUGUGUAAUCAGGACAAUUGCCCAUUGCUGUCCUUUGUUGCGCCAUCUGGACGUAUCCCGCUGUCAUUUGCUUUCCCCUGCUGCACUACUUCCUCUUGGAGGUAGGACUUCAAUUACAUCCUCUGGCCCUCCAUCUAACAGUCUGCUGGCUCUGGAUAUUGGCUUUGGGGAACAAGAGGGAGACCGUGUGGCGGCAGCAGCCUACCUCCUCCUCUCCCUGCCCUGCCUAGAGAGAGUGGCCUUGGAGGGCCUAGCGCAGGCCUGCUAUCUCAUCAAGCACAGGGAGUUCGACCAGACGGAGGGGUUCACCGACAGAGAAGGAGCUCCCAGGCUGGUGGAGGUGUGGAAGGAGUGGAGGCGCAGGCAGAGCAUGGACAGUUGGAGGAAAAAGAGAGAAGGAGCAGCAGCAGAGGACGAAGAUGAGGAGAAGGAGGAGGAGAGGAUUUUGUGGGAGCGGUGUCGCAGUGAGAGUGAGGAAGAUGCUAGUAUUGAUGAAGGGCCAAGUGGCUCUCACAACCAAGCAGAAGAAAAAAGGAGUGGCAUAGUUUCAUCACAGUCGGGAGAUGAACGCCUGAUCCUGCGCCUAAAGGACGUCAAGUGCUUAACAUGUGACUCUCUGGACAGUCUAAGUCAUUUAUGUCCAAACAUCCACUUCAUAUCUGUGAAUGUUGAUGAUUAUGAAGAUGCUAGAGGAAGAAGUCUAGGGUCUCUGUUAGCUGCAGGCCUCCAGACAUGGUCAGGCCAGCUGCGGAGCUUCUCAAUACACUACCCAGGCCCUCUGGUGGACCUCCUUCCUGCUUUGCAGGUUGCAGGCUCCUCCUUGAUCUCCCUCACCCUGGAAGGGAUGAAAACCAGCCCUCACACCCCUCUACUGGAGGUCAUCAAGGCCUGUCCCAGACUCAGAGACCUGUUCAUCUCUGCUGAGCCUCCCACCACGCCACAGGAAGAAGAAGACGAUGAGGGUCAGCGGGAUGAUCUGGAUCUUCCACGGUUGCCCAACCUCUGCUCUCUCACACUCAAAUUCUCCUACGAGCACAGCCAAAUGAAGCCUGUCAUAUCCUGGAUGUCUUUGAAGAGGGUGCUCAAGUGUCUCCUGACCGGUUCUCCUUUACUGGAGAAGCUCUCACUCGUCUCCCUGCCGUGCCCUCUGAACUGCGUUUUAAAGGAUGUGCUAGGCGUAGUAGACUCGGACCUGUAUCUCUUUGCAGAUUCCACAGACUUGCCCCCCACGCCACUUGGACGGGUACAACACAUUGAGCUGCAGCGGACAGAUGUAAAGAUGAUGACAGUGAAAAGUAUAAUGCAACAGAGCAAAAGGCUCAAAUAUGUAGAUGUGAGUUACUGCUGGCAAAUCAGUCAGCUUGACUGGUUGGACUGCGAAACAUACAGUAAAGUCCACAUUGUCUGGUUGUGAUGAAGAGACGGGCAGCGUCCAAUACAGGAGCAACACUGCUGCUGACAGUGGAUAAAUAAGGCUUUAAUGAUUCAAAAAAUAAAAAUAUGCACAUUUUUUCCUUUGCAUUAAGAUAUCCGCUUGAAUGACAUCAACUCUAAAACUUGUUAUUUACUAACUAAAACAAUGAUUGAUUGCCCCAAAACAUGGGGCUUAUUCAUACACUGUAGUGCCUUGAAUGAAUUAAAAAAUGUAUCUUCUGUAUGGCAUUUUAAAUAAAUCCUUUGACUAUCA